Loxodonta africana (African savanna elephant) is the source of this 39140-nucleotide messenger RNA. RefSeq names its product syntaxin 11 (gene STX11). Lineage: Eukaryota; Metazoa; Chordata; Mammalia; Proboscidea; Elephantidae. Bases 21632 to 22495 code for a protein of 287 amino acids. The transcript is spliced from 2 exons. The record is from RefSeq and is a predicted model, not a curated record. Gene Ontology annotation, biological process: exocytosis; intracellular protein transport; synaptic vesicle fusion to presynaptic active zone membrane. Gene Ontology annotation, cellular component: synaptic vesicle; plasma membrane; presynaptic active zone membrane. Gene Ontology annotation, molecular function: SNAP receptor activity; SNARE binding.
UCUUGCCUCCUUGUGUCUCUUUUUCUCUCCUUACCCAUCCAGGGGCUAGGCGUGCGCGGAGAGAUGGCGACAAGCGGGCGCCCGGAAGACCCACGCCCUCUCGGAGACAGGAGGCUGUGGGAUUUCGGAUCUGCCCUGGCCCUCACGCCGCCUCUUUGCACCUCAGGGAUUUUCUUAUAUAGUAAAGUCAUUUUCUUUUUUUAAUUUUAGAGCGCGAGGGAUUGAGCAUUUAGUGCUUCAUAGGAAGUAUUUGUUCCGGAGAUACCUGUUGAUAAGGUGUCCUCAUGAACUAUCCAUCUAAGGCUACUCUUGUUUGAAGUCUGAAGGCUGGACUUUUGAUUUAGUGGUGUCUUUUUUUUUUCUUCCAUUUGGAAACCCUGGUGGCGUAGUGGUUAAGUGCUACAGCUGCUAACCAAAGGGUCGGCAGUUCAAAUCCGCCAGGCACUCCCUGGAAACUCUAUGGGGCAGUUCUACUCUGUCCUGUAGGGUAGCUAUGAGUCGGAAUCGACUCGACGGCACUGGGUUUUUUACUUCCAUUUGAUCACCUCUUCACUUCCUAUUAGGUUGCACUUUCGCAAAAACACCAGAAUCGGUAUGCCUUGACUUGAAUUUGACAGAAUGACUCAGGAGCCAGGAAAUGCGAAGAAAUUGAUAAGGCCUUGAAACAUUUCCUUCCAAAGCCACAGUCUUCUUUAUUUAGAAGAAUGGAGACCAGCAGCAGUGGCAGCGCUUCGGGGAACCACACCGUCCUGAAAGGGAAUUCUCUCGUUUUCUAGACUCUACUGACAAAUAGCUGAGAGCUGCCGUGCACUUCCUGUGGUUCUCACGCACCGUGAAGCCAUUUCUCAGCAAUGGGAGGAGUUGUUAUUUCCACACGGGCAUCCAAAAAUGAGUCACAGGGCUGUUCUCCUAAUAGUGAGACUUUGUUAAUGAACUUUUGAGAAGUGAAGUCUGUGUUUAAAACAAGGCUACAGAUGUGAAACGUGUGCACUCACUGCCCAUCUGCAACGGGCUGUGUAGGAAGUAGCAAUUCAAGUUUGCAGUUUCCUAAAAGUGCCUGAUGGUACAACAAACUAUCCGGGGUCACUAGGCUGAUCUAAGAUAAACAUUAAAAUCAUGUGCUUUGCCACAGAGGCCAGGAGAAAAUUAAUUUCAUUAUUUGAUCACCGUUUUGCUAUUCCAUUCACUGUAUUGUGGAAAUAUGUCAUUUUACAUAGUGAUUGUAACUCACCCUCUGAAUCAAAAUAUUUUGGACAAUUUGUCUUUACAAAGUAAGUGCCAACGCGGCAUGACAGUUUUUGAAGAAAGUGGAUGCCAGUUGGCGCUGAAAAAAAUAAUAGGUUUAAGACAUGUUUUAUUGUAGCUGAGUAGUAAGGUCUUAGGAACUAUGGAAGGGACUCUGGACAUCUCAACACACAGCAGAGAAAGGAACUGCAUUUUCCCUGUCAGAGCUGAGUUCAGCUGAGCUCAGCCCCAACACUUAAUUGUGCCAGGUAAGAGCCUUAAAGACUAGUGGAGAAAGUCUGGCAGAUACCCUGGGAAAUUCAGUGUAAAGGAGGUAAGUGCUAUGAAAAAAAUCUAUGCCCAGUAUGACUGAAGUUUCCAUAAAACCAGGAUUGGGAAUGGACUGGGUUGUUGCUGGAGGAACUUAGAAGGUUUUGAGGUUAGUUACUGAUAUUUUUCUUUGUAGGCAGCCUGUAUCUUCAUUCAGAAGUGAUUUAAAAAUAUAUUAACUAGAAAGAUGUGGUUUUUAAAUUUUUUGUGUAGUCAUAUUUCAUGUUAUUUAAUAAUUAUGUUAAAUCCAGCCUGUUAGUACAUCUAAACAGUUUCAGGUACUUUUAGAUGUGCAUCAUUUUUUUAUAAAGUGACUAGUUAAUGGCAUUUAAUUUUAUAGCACCAUACUGAAGCAACUUUCGGUCAUUCUUUUCAUAGUUCAAAUCAGUAACUUUUAACACAUUGUAGUUGUGUGAGUCAAAAUGACUUAAUCCGCCGUCACAAUUUACUGUUGGGCACUUUUGAAAUUGAUACCAAAGUAAUAUUAAAUUUUUCCAAUUCUGUAAGAUAUCCAACUACUAAGGAAAACAAUGUCAAAUUUGAGACAACUUUACCUUCAUUUCUCCCUCAAAGACGCUCAAAGUUACUUUUUCUGGGUGAAAGAAAGGAUUGAGCGUGUUUUUCAUCAUUGUACUCCCUAAACUUGGCACAUGCUUUACUCUGAUGGGUGUUAAAAUUGAUUGAAUAAUGAACCUAAAGGUAGGAGGAGGGGUUGUCAGGCAGAUGGAGGGAUAGGUAGCCAAGCAGGAGGAACAGCAUGUACAAAGAAGUGGAACAGCACUUUAUGGUCGGGGAACUCCAGCCUGUUUAGUGUGGACACAUGGUGAGGGGUGGGGAUAGGGCUGGAGGAUGAGGCUGGAAAGAUGGGCAGGGGCCAGAUCCAUGUGUCAGGUAGGAGCUGUGAGUUUCUCCUAUGGAGGAUUUUGAGCAAAUGAAUGAUGUUGUGACAAGCGUGUUAUAAAAUGCUAACUUAGAAUCAGUGUUGGGAAUACAUUGGAUGAAAGUGACACUGAUUUGAGGGAGAUGCCUUGGAGAUUACAGUAAUAGUAGAGAUGGGGAAUCCAAGAGGGCACGAAUUAGGCAGUGACAGUGAGGAAUGGAAAAGAGGGAAUGAGCUGACAUGUUUGGGAGGCAGAACCCAGCACAUAUUUAGAAGUGGGCAGUGAGGGAGGGCGAGCAAUUCAAGUUGACUCCCACAUCUCUAGUUAAUGACUAAAAAAGCCAAACCAAACCAGUUACUGUCAAGUCGACUAUAGGACAGAGUAGAACUGCCCCCUAGGGUUUCCAAGGAGCAGCUGGUGGAUUCAAACUGCUGACCGUUUUUGGUUAGCAGACGAGCUCUUAACCACUACCCCACCAGGGGCCCAGUGAAUGACUAGGUUAGGAAUAUAAGUGGAAGAGUGGGUUUCGAGUAAAGGAUCAUGAUGAGUUCACAUAGUACUUGGCAACUAUAAUCAGUACUCAUUAUAAUUUUCUGAACGAAUAAUAACAACUAAAAUUUAUUGAGUGCCUAUCAUGUGCCAGGCAUUAUUCUAGGCCUUGAAGUGAAUUAAGUCCUUUCCUCCUCUCUGCAAUCCUGUGAGCUAGGUACUGUAAUUAAUUACUUUCGACAGACGAAGAAAGCACAGUGUUAGCUCUGGACAGAACCAGGUAUUGAUCCCAAGAACCUGGCUCCAAAGCACGCGUUAUGAACCACUAUGAUGCAAUAUAAGGAGCUCUAGUGUUGCAGUGAGUCGGAAUUGACUCAAUGGAAACAGGUUUUUUUUUGUAGUGCAGUGGUUAAGCAUUCAGCUGCUAACUGGAAGGUUGAUGGUUCAAACCUACCAGCUGCUGCACUGGAGAAAGAUAUGGUGGUCUGCUUCCGUAAAGAUUUACAGCCUUGGAAACCCUGUGGGGCAGUUCUGCUCUGCCCAAUAGUUGCUAUGAAUAUAACCUCAAUGUAUGAAUGAAUGAAUAUUUUGGACAGUGUGGCAAACAAAUUGAAGUCAUUCCCCUGAUCCCAACAAUCCUCCCUCAUCCAGGAAGAGCCUCAAUGCCUAAGAUUGACCCCCAGUGGUCAUAUUGUACUGGAUGACACCCUCCACUCCCACCCCCAAGAAAUACGCAGUUGAUCUCGGAAUAAGCCUGGAACCAUCAGAAGUUUUCUCUUAAGAACUGAAAAUUUAAAUGGAGACUCACAGUGACUGAAGGUUCCCAGAGCUUCAACAACUGCAUCCCUGGAGCUGCCCUGGUUACCUCCCUUUCCCAAGUCCUGAAUGCUCAGCACUUCGUGUGGUUAGCUUGAGCCUUCUUACGCCAUGCCAGUUACUGCUGAGUUGAGUUGACUCCUACUCCUGGUGUGACCCCAUGUGUGCCAGAGUAGAAAUGUGCUCCGUAGGGUUUUCAGUGGCUGGUUUUUCAGAAGUAGAUUGCCAGACCUUUCUUCUGAGUUACGUCUGGAUGGAUGUGAAUAUCCAGUCUUUUAGUUAGUAACUGAGCAUGUUAAUUAAUUGUUUGUACCACCCAGAUAUUCCUUAGAUAUACUCAGUGUUUUGUUGCCAAGAUCUAUAGUAUCCCAUGGGGAAGCAGGAAGCGUGGCCAAGAGUCUGAAUCUACAGAGUGGGUCAAAUGGUGGAAGAAUCACUAACAAAUGCAGGUAGGCAAUUAAGGGGCUCAAAUCUUACAUCCCUGGCUUGUGAUCUGGCUUUUGGGGCCUACCUUGUUCUGGUUUUAUCUGCUGCCUCCCCUGCUUCUAACUUAGAGAAUCUUAUUAAAUGAACCUGAUCCUGUUAUGUCCCCUGUGCUCCUGAUUUUGGCUUGGCAAACUGAUUCAGGUUUCCCAGGUUGUGACCCUGCUUGCUAUUUGUAGUAUCCAGGUAGAUUCCUUUGGACUUGAUAAAGGUAUUUUUGAUGAACAAACCUCUCCCCCGCCCCAGAAAAAAAAUCUGGUCCCAACUCUUCAUUAUCAUUGCUUGAUGAUUGAACCUACCCUGGCUUGGAUUAAUACCCUGAGUUUUGUUCAGUAAGCAGGGUAUGAUUGUCUUCCCCUCAGAGGCCUCCACUUUGGACCAUUUAAGGAUUAUAAACAUUGAAUUAAUGUACCUAAGCUGGAUCAACAAACUGACUUAAAGUGAGUUUGAGGUUUUAAAAUGUUCGAAUGUCUAAAACUUGAAGUUUUAGAAAUAUUUUCUCCAUGCAUGAAUUAAACGUCAGCAUUUCUUCAGAGUUAUCACAGGAAAUCAAGAUAUUUAUAAUCUACCAGUUGCCAUCGAUUCUAACUCAUAGGAACCCCACGUGUGCCAGAGUAGAACUGGGCUCCACAGGGCUUCCAGUGGCUGAUUUUUUGGAAGUAGAUUACCAGGCCUUUCUUCUGAGGUGCCUUUGAGUGAACUGGAACCUCCAACCUGACAGUUAGCAGCAGAGCGUGUUAACUAUUUGCACCAUGCAGGAACUCCAAGAGAUUGAUAGUUUCCCAUUACAUGGGAGUAACAUGAAGCCUUCUGCAAUGAUCUGUUCCACAUGUUUACUCCUUGGUCUGAAUUCCUAUAUGCCUGUCUGUAAUUCAUUCAGUGCUCAGAAAAUGACAAAAAUAGGGGUUUGGGUUGCAUUUCACGUGGGUUUGUCUUCCCUCCUCAGCUGGAGUGUGGUUUCCCUGAGAGCAGAGGGUCACUAGAGUUGAGGGCUCUGUUAGGUUGUCACUAAGCCUUCUCCCAGUUCUAACAAUAUUGUGACUUUUACUGUUAAUGAAACCAUCUCUCAGAGUAAGUUAGUUUUUUUGCCACUCCUGAGUCUGUGGAUGCAGGACAUGAUUUGUGUAUCUCAUUCAAAUGAGGCUCGAUAGUUAUAUAAUUUUUGGUAUGAAGCAGAGUUGUAGAAUUCGUAAUUUCCAAUUAUCCUUCUUAAGCUAGUUAAAUGUGUUUUUAACAUAAUUUGUGUUCUUUUCAGUGGACACAGUAUCAGGGUGGUCCAGAAAAUGCUGUCUCCUAGAAAGAUAUUCCCCUUCUUGUACACCCCACAGUAUUUUACUUGUUUCACUGUUCAAAGAUAUAAAAUGACAUCACAUUGCUCAUUGCAUAACCUACUGGGUGUAAUAAUGGGAAUUCCAACUUCUGAGGAAAGUGGAAAUUGCUCUGUUGUUGUCUUCAUAUGGAAACUGAGAGUGAAUAAGUAUUGUUCUUUCUUCUGUUCCACAUUCAGGGUUGCAGCAAUGCAUGUCUCAUGUCAUAGUUUUAUUUCUGAUUUUCUGUUCUGUACCUUGUGUACUGGUUAGUGAUGAGAUUUGUUGAUUUGCGAUAGAGUAGGACACAGUGUGUAAGUUGAAUUCUGUAUUUAUUAAUACAUCUCUCACUUCCUCCUCCCCUUGCCCCUGAGUGUUGUUGUUAGGUGCCGCCUAGUUGGUUCCAACUCAUAGUGACCCUGUGUACAACAGAGCAAAACAUGGUCCAGUCCUGCAUCAUCCUCACAGUUGUUAUGCUGAGCCCAUUUUUGCAGCUGCUGUGUCAGUCGAUCUCAUUUGAGGGUCUUCCUCUUUUUCGCCUUCUACUUUACGAAGCAUGAUGUCCUUCUCCAGGGACUGGUCUCUCCUGAUAACGUGCCAAAGUAUGUGAGAUGAAGUCUCAUCAUCCUGGCUUCUAAGAAGCAUUCUGGCUGUGCUUUUUCUGAGACAGAUUUGUUCGUUCUUCUUGCAGUCCACAGUAUAUCCACUGUUCUUCGCCAACACCAUAAUUCACGUGCAUCCAUUCUUCUUCCCUCAUUGUCCAGCUUUCCCAUGUGUAUGAGACAAUUGAAAACGCAAUGGCAGGCGCACCUUAGUCCUUAAAGCAACGUCUUUGCUUUUUAACAUUUUAAAGAGGUCUUUUGCAGCAGAUUUGCCCAAUGCAAUGCAUUGUUGGAUUUCUUGACUGCUGCUUCCAAGGGUAUUGAUUGUGGAUCCAAAUAAAGUGAUUACUGUAUGAUAACCCAACAUACAAUGAUGUCAUCUGACAAUAUUAUAUAGCUCUUUAUUAUUUACAAUGUACUAUUUAUCGUAUAUAUUAUCUCUUUUAGUUCUCAUAAUAGCCUGGCAGAAUAGAAAUGAUAAGUAGUAAAAUUAUUGUUGUUGCUGUCCGUAUUCUGAUUCUGUAGGUGAAGAAGGAGAAAGCUGGAGACAUUCAAUGACCACCCAAGAUUACUUAAGUAAUAAGGUGCAGGGCUAUCAGUAUUUGACUGAAAGAGGCAAGUUGAGGGUCUUAGAUCAAGAUUCCAGGAGACAAACUCUGAGACGUGCAUACAGGUUUAUUGGAAAGUGCUCUGGGAGCAACACUUGGAGGGAAAGAGGAAACCAGGAUUGGGCAGAGGGAAGAACUGAACCACAGUGCUUGUGCAACUGAGGUCUCAGCCACUUCCAUAGGGAACUUUUUAGCUAGGAUGGCCCUUUGUAAUUGUUGUGCCACCCCGAGGCAAGGAUAGACAUUUGUACCCCUCCUCCCAUUAAGUAAUCAUUGGAUGUGGGCCAGGAGGCACACCUUGGGCAAGGCAGCCCCUUCAGCCAAGGGCAGUUCUGCACCUGUGAACCUUUGGCAGUCAACACUCGCAGGAGGUGGAGGAAUGAGGGCCUUGGUCCUGAUGGGGAAUCUGGGUACCACAGCAUCCAUUGCAUUCGUGUCAAAGAGAACAUUCUCGUCUGCAGUGGUCUUGUUUGUGUCUGUCUGACCCAGACCAUCCUCCUGCAGAGUGGAGCUCUCUUUCUGUUGACCUUUUGUCAAAGACCCUUAAAGACUUAGAAUAGCCAAGCAGACAGCAAAAAGACAAAGUAGUCAAUCCCAGGAAGGUUAGGAGCUUCUUGUUGUUGUCGUUAGGUGCCGUCGAGUCGGUUCUGACUCAUAGCGACCCUAUGCACGACAGAACAAAACACUGCCCGGUACUGCGCCAUCCUUACAAUCGUUGUUAUGCUUGAGCUCAUUGUUGCAGCCACUGUGUCAAUCCACCUUGUUGAGGGUGUUCCUCUUUUUUGCUGAUGUCCUUCUCCAGGGACUGAUCCCUCCUAACAACAUGUCCAAAGUAUGUAAGAUGCAGUCUCGCCAUCCUUGCCUCUAAGGAGCAUUCUGGCUGCACUUCCUCCAAGACAGAUUUGUUCGUUCUUUUGACAGUCCAUGGUAUAUUCAAUAUUCUUUGCCAGCACCACAAUUCAAAGGCGUCAACUCUUCUUCGGUCUUCCUUAUUCAUUGUUCAGCUUUCACAUGCAUAUGAUGCAAUUGAAAAUACCGUGGCUUGGGUCAGGCACACCUUAGUCUUCAGGGUGACAUCUUUGCUCUUCGACACUUUGAAAAGGUCCUUUGUGGCAGAUUUGCCCAAUGCAGUGCGUCUUUUGAUUUCUUGACUGCUGCUUCCAUGGCUGUUGAUUGUGGAUCCAAGUAAAAUGAAAUCCUCCACAACUUCAAUCUUUUCUCCAUUUAUCAUGAUGUUGCUCAUUGGUCCAGUUGUGAGGAUUUUUGUUUUCUUUAUGUUGAGGCGUAAUCCAUACUGAAGGCUGUGAUCUUUGAUCUUCAUUAGUAAGUGCUUCAAGUCCUCUUCACUUUCAGCAAGCAAGGUUGUAUUAUCUGCAUAACACAGGUUGUUAAUGAGUCUUCCUCCAAUCCUGAUGCCCCGUUCUUCUUCAUAUAGUCCAGCUUCUCUUAUUAUUUGUUCAGCAUACAGAUUAAAUAGGUAUGGUAAAAGAAUACAACCCUGACGCACAGCUGUCCUGACUUUAAACCAAUCAGUUUCCCCUUGUUCUGUCCGAAUGACUGCCUCUUGAUCUAUGUAAAGGUUCCUCAUGAGCACAAUUAAGUGUUCUGGAAUUCCCAUUCUUUGCGGUGUUAUCCAUAACUUGUUAUGAUCCACACAGUCAAAUGCCUUUGCAUAAUCAAUAAAACGCAGGUAAACAUCUUUCUGGUAUUCUCUGCCUUCAGCCAGGAUCCAUCUGACAUCAGCAAUGAUAUCCCUGGUUCCACAUCCUCCUCUGAAACCAGCCUGAAUUUCUGGCAGUUCCCUGUCAAUAUACUCCUGCAGCCAUUUUUGAAUGAUUUUCAGCAAAAUUUUGCUUGCAUGUGAUAUUAAUGAUAUUGUUCUAUAAUUUCCACAUUCGGUUGGAUCACCUUUCUUGGGAAUAGGCAUAAAUAUGGAUCUCUUCCAAUCAGUUGGCCAGGAAGCUGUCUUCCAUAUUUCUUGGCAUAGAUGAGUGAGCACGUCCAGCGCUGCGUCUGUUUGUUGAAACAUCUCAAUUGAUAUUCCAUCAAUUCCUGGAGCCUUGUUUUUCACCAGUGCCUUCAGAGCAGCUUGGACUUUUUCCUUCAGUACCAUCGGUUCCUGAUCAUGUGCCAUCUCUUGAAUGGUUGAAUUUUGACUAAUUCUUUUUGGUAUAAUGACUCUGUAUAUUCCUUCCAUCUUCUUUUGAGCCUUAAUCCUAGGAGGCUGGACAUAGUGACAUUCUUGCUUUGUCUUUCACUGCAAAUUCCUGCAGCGGCCAACAGAGAGCCAGGCCCAGAUUCCUUGGCCCCUGACCAAGACUGCUGGAGAGAGGGGGAGGAGGAGGCGAAGAAAGAGGGAGGAAACUCUGGCUAGCCUUUUACUAUCUUAUAGCAAGAUAAACCCACCCACUGCCAUCGAGUCGAUUCCAACUCAUAGCGACCCUAUAGGACAGAGUAGAACUGCCCCAUAGAGUUUCCAAUGAGUGCCUGGCGGAUUCAAACUGCCAACUCUUUGGUUAACAGCCAUAGCACUUAACCACUAUGCCACCAGGGUUUCCUAUAGCAUGAUAGAGAUGCCAAAUUCCUUGAAUAGUCAUAGAUGGAGGAGGAGAAUCAGUGAAUUUACAGGAAUCAGUAAAUUUUCUAGGAGAAUAACAAGGCUCCAGGAAAUCUUAUGCCACGAAGCUUUGAGAUGCUAUUCUAAAACUUAAUGACCAUCUAACAGGGUGAGAAAGAUAACUUUGGCAGGAGGGGUAAAACGUUCAUAAAUGCAGGAAAAUAUAUUACCUGAGUCAGUGGAGCAGGAAAUAAUCAUCUUUCUUCAGAGGGAAAUGUAUUUUCAAGCCUACUUAUUUUCACUCCGGUCAUUGCAGGAGAUAUUCGUCACCUAAAAAAUGAUGUGAUAAACUAAAAGACAUUUUAAUGUUUUAUCUACUCCUGCAACACCAAAUGGCUUGCAGUUCUUACACCUUCAGUGCGUCAUGCCUUUGCUCAGGUUGUCUCUGCCUGACUGCUUUCCCCUUCUUCUUGCCCAAAUAACUCCUGUUAAACCAUUUAAACUCAGCUCAGACACCAUCUCCUCUAGGAAACAUCCCCUUCUCCUCGCCCAGGUUGAAGUAGUCAUCUUCCUAUGCACUCUCAAAGGGUAUCUUUCUAUGUUUGCUUUUAUGAUAAUCAUCCUUCCUAUCAGCCUGUGGCAGCAUAGUGGUUAAGAGCUACGACUGCUAACCAAAAGGUCGGCAGUUCGAAUCCAUCAGGCGCUCCUAGGAAACUCUAUGGGACAGUUUUACAAUGUCCUAUAGGGUUGCUGUGAGUAGGAAUCAACUUGACAGCAACAGGUAACAGGUGGGUACCAGCCUGUGAGCACCUUGAGGGCAAGGACUGUGACUGUCUUUUUUGUCUUUGUGUCUAAGAGUCAAAAAAAAAAAAAAUACUGAAAGAAAUAACCAUUCUGAUGAGCACAUUCAUUCAACAAAUAUUUAUUGACGUCCUCCUAUGUGCUGGACGCUGUGCUAGGUCCUGGAGUACAUUGCAUACACAGCGGUACAGCCCUUCAUUUCAUGGACCUUACGGGCAAGCAGUGAAGCAGUGGUGGCUUAGUGGUGGAAUUCUCACCUUCUGUGCAGGAGUCCCGGGUUCUAUUUCUGGCCAGUGCACCCCAUGGCCAGCAUCAUCUGUCUAUCAGUGGAGGCUUGGAUGUUGCUAUGAUGCUGAAGAGGCUUCAGCAGAGCUUCUAGACUAAGACAGACUAAGAAGAAAGGCUAGAGACCUACUUCCAAAAAUCAGUCAGUGAAAACUGUGGGUCACAACAGUCUGAUCUGCAGCUGAUUGUGGGGAUGGUGUAGGACCAGUCAGCUUUUCGUUCCUUUGUCAUGGUGUUGCCGUGAGUCGGCGGCCAACCAGACGGCAGCCAACAACAAGGGCAAGCAAGGAAUACAGUAAGUCAAACAAUUAACAACAAAACAUAGUGAAUAGUAACAGAGAAGAAAUUGGAGAAAGUAUGAGAUCAUAGAGCUGGCAACCUAACAUAGUCUGAAGUCAGAGAAAGUGCUCCAUUCUCCUGAACACACAAUUUAUAUCAGAAGAGAGAGAAGCUAUGGGGCGGGCUUUGGCUACAAGAGACUUCUUUUAACAAAGGAAGAUCUUUCUGUCUGUCUAGUUCGAAGAUGACCAAUUCUUCACUAAAAAGUUCAACUUUACAAUGAUUAGAAGUUCGCACAGAUGUGUGUAUGUACAUAUCUAGUACAUGAGCACACAAGAUGGCAAAGAGAGAAAAGACUGUUUCAUUUAAUGAGCCAAAUUGAUAGCAAAGAACAGAGAAGGAAAUGUGUGUCUCGUUCAAUGUGCCAUUGCCGGAAGUUAAUUUGUUAAUAUUUUAAUAUGUAACAUACAGUAAAAGAACAUAAACAAGGCUUUGAAAACUUUGAAUUUGUACCAUAGCUUUUUUAUUGUUGUAAAAAAAAAGUAGGUAACACAGCAUUUGCCAAUUCAACGUUUGUCUCUUGUACCGCUCGAUGAAACCAAUUACAUCCAUCAUGUUGUGCAACCAUCGUCAAUGUCCAUUGCCAUGUUUUCCAUCUCUAGAAACAAAAACUCAGUGCUAACUAGACAAAGCUUUCCCUCUCUCCCCUUCCCUUCUGCCCCUGGGAACCAUUGUGUCAUAGUUUUUUUUUUUUUUAAAUAAUAUUUUAUUUAUUUAUUUAUUUUUAAAGUGUACAUGAUAAAUUAGGUUCCCAUUUGAACGAUUUUUAUACAGAUUGUUCAGUGACAUUGGUUACAUUUUUCACAAUGUGUCAACAUUCUCUUUAGUUGUGUUCUGGUUGUUCCAUUUCAGUAUUGUAGUUUCCCUGCCCUCUUAUCUUCUUAUCUUUGCUUUAGAGUACAUGUUGACCUUUUGGUCUCGUAGAUGGUUUUUUAGUAGAGCAUCAUACUUACACUUAAUACCUUUUAUUUUGUGUGCCACUCUGUUAUUUCACUAAAAGGUGAUCUCAGGGGAUAGUUUUGAUUCAAGGCUUAAAGAGUAUCUCAGCGUGAUAGUUUCAGACAGUCCUGUGGUCUCAACUGCUACAGUAACUCUGACCUUUUUUAAGAAUUUGAGUUCUGUUCUAUGUUUUUCUCCCAUCCUAUCCAGGACCAUCUACUGUGACCCUGGUCAGAACAGUCAAUAGUGGUAGCUGCACACCAUCUAGUUCUCCUGGUCUCAGGGUAGAUGAGACCUCUAUCAUAGCUUUUUGUAAAAAUGAAUUUUUAGAAUCUGAUUGUUAUGGCCUAAGAGGCCCUUGACAGAUUUGCCUUUGGGUUUUAUUGUAUGAGACCGUAGUUGAAGCACCUUUGCUCAGUGUCUGCUCUUGCUUUUCAUCAUCUUUUCACGUCACUUUCUUGGCCCUGGGUGAGAGAGAGGUAUUGCAGUUUGUAGCCUCCACCUGGCUUAGUGGCUCCUGCUGUCUUUUUUUCUGCUUUUCUGGUAGGUUCUAGGUCUUGUAUUACUUCUGUACCUGCUUAUUUCUCCUAGUCAGUCGUCAGCUUGUUUCUGGGCAGGAUUGUGACUUCUCGUUUUUUUAAUCUUUGAAUCUUCCGCAGCUCUUCCACUGCAGUGGUGUUGCACUAAGUAAAUUAAUACAUUAAAAAAAAAGUUGCCAUCAAGUCAGUUCCAACUCUUGCUGACCCAUAUGUUGCAGAGUAGGAUUGAGCUUCCUGGCAUUUUCAUGGUUGUAACCUUUCAGAAGCAGAUCGCCAGGCCUUUCUUCAGAAGUGUCUCUGAGUAGGUUCAAACCACCAACAUUCCAGUUAGUAGCUGAGUAUUUAACUAUUUGCACCAUCCAGGGACUUCAGAUAAGUCCCUAAAUCUAGCAUCUGAAUUGAGGGGUGAUCCUUGGGUUGAGAAAGUAGUAACCAGAUGUGCUUUUCUGUUGUUGUUGCUGUGUUACCGUCCUACUCACGCUGACCAUGUGUUGCAGAGUAGAACUGUGCUCCAUGGGGUUUUCAAGGCUGUGAAAUUUUGGAAGCAGAUCGCCAGGCCUGUGUUUCAAGGUGCCUCUGAAUGGAUUUGAACCGCCAACCUUUCCGCUGGUAGUCGAGUGCUUAACCCAGGGACUCCACGUCCUUUUCUAGCAAUUGGUUUUUCCUGAUGAUGUGUCCAAAAUAAGCAAGCUGAAGUCCCACCAUUCUGACUUCUAAGGAGCAUUUUGGUUGCAUUUCUCCUAAGACUGAUUUGUUUGUUCUUCUGGCAGUCCACGGUAUAUUCAAAUAUAACUCAGACUUGAAGUGUGACUUUAUUCACUUAUUUUUUUAUUGUGCUUUAGGUGAAAGUUUACAGCUCAAGUUAAUUUCUCAUUCAAAAACGUAUACACACAUUGUUUUGUGACAUUAGCUGCAGUCCCCACAAUGUGACAGCGCACUCCCGCUUUCCACCCUGGGUUCCCUGUGUACAUUGGACCAGUUCCCGUCCCUUCCUGCCUUCUCAUCCUGCUAUUGUACAAGAGCUGCCCAUUGGGUCUUGUCUAUCUGUUUGAACCGAGAAACAUGUUUCUCACGUGUAUUAUUUUUUGUUUUAUAGUCCUGUCUAAUCUUUGUCUGAAGAGUGGGCUUCGGGAAUGGUUUCAGUUCUAGGUUAACAGCAUGUCCUGGGGCCAUAGUUUUGGGGGUUCUUCCAGUCUCUGUCAGACCAUUAAGUCUAACCUUUUUACAUGAAUUUGAGGUCUGUUCUGCAUUUUUCUCCUGCUCUACCUGGGACUUUCUAUUGUAUUCCCUGUCAGUUCUUCUGGUUCUAAUUCUAGUUCUUCUGGUCUCGGGCUGGUGGAAUCCCUGGUGCAUUUGGUCCUUUAGUCCUUUGGGCUAGUAUUUUCCAUGUGUCUUUGUUUUUCUUCAUUCUCCUUUGCUCCAAGUGUGAUAGGACCAAUUGAUGUAUCUUGGAUGGCUUUUCACAAGCUUCUAAGACCCCAGAUACCACUCACGAAAGUGGGAUAUAGAACAUUUUCUUUAUAAUCUUUGUUAUGCUAACUGACCUAGAUGUUCCCUAAAACUGUGGUCCCCAGGCCCCAGCUACUCGGUCCCUCAAAGUGUUUGGAUGUGUCCAGGAAAGUGCUUUUGCUUUGGUCCACAUGUGCUGACUUCCCUAGUAUUGUGUGUUGUUCUUCCCUUCACCAAAGUUGAUUCUUGUCUACUAUCUAGUUAGUGAUUUUCUGUCCCCCUCCCUCCCCACCCUCAUAAACAUCAAAGAAUGCUUUUUUCUGUGUUUAAACCUUUCCUUGAGUUCUUAUAAUAGUAGUCUGAUACGAUAUUUGUCCUUUUGUAACUGAGUUACUUCACUCAGCAUAGAGCCCUCCAGAUUCAUCGAUGUUGUGAGAUGUUUCACGACUCAUCACUGUUGUUCAUCAUUGCAUAGUACUCCAUUGUGUGUAUGUACCAUAAUUUGUUUAUCCAUUUGUCUGUUGAUGUGCAUUUAGGUUGUUUCCAUCUUUUCGCUAUUGUGAAUAGUACUGCAGUGAACACGGGUGUGCAUAUGUUUAUUCAUGCGACAGCUCUUAUUUCUUUAGGAUAUAUUCCUAGGAGUAGGAUUGCUGGAAUGUAUGGUUUUUUUAUUUCUAGCUUUUUAAGAAAGUGCCGUAUCAUUUUCCAAGGUGGUUGUACCAUUUUGCAUUCCCACUAGCAAGUGCAUAAGAGUUCCAAUUUCUCCACAACCUCUCCAGCAUUUGUUAUUUUGUGCUUUUUGAAUCAGUGCCAGCCUUGUUGGGGUGAGGUGGUGUCCCAUUGUAGUUUUGAUUUGCAUUUCUCUAAUGGCUAGUUAUCCUAAGCAUUUCCUUAUGUGUCUGUUAGCCAUCUGAAUGUCUUCUUUGGUGAAGUGUUCAUAUCUUUUGCCCAUUUUUUAAUUGGAUUAUGUGCUUUUUGUUGUUGAGGUGUUGCAGUAUCUUGUAGAUUUUAGAGAUUAGACCCUUAUCAGAUAAUGUUGUAGCCAAAAGUUUUUUUCCCAGUCUGUAGGUUCUCUUUUUACUCUUUCAGCGAAGUCUUUUGAUGACCAUAAGUGUUUGAUUUUUAGGAGCUCCCAGUUAUCUAGUUUCUUUUCUGGUGUUUGUGCAUUGUUUGUUAUGGCUUAUAUUCUGUUUAUGCCAUGUAUUAGGGCUCCUAGCAUUGUCCCUAUUUUUCCUUCCAUGAUCAUUAUUGUUUUAGAUUUUGUAUUUAGUUUGAGUUUGUUUUUGUGCAUGGUGUGAGGUAUGGGUCCUAUCUGAUUUUUUUGGAGAUGAAUAUUCAAUUAUGCCAGCACCAUUUGUUAAAGACACUGUCUUUUCCCCAUUUAAUGGGUUUUGGGCCUUCGUCAAAUAUCAGCUGCUUAUAGUUGGAUGGAUUUACUUAAGGGUUCUCAACUCUGUUCCUUUGGCCUAUGUGUCUGUUGUACCAGUACCAGGCUGUUUUGACUACCGUGGCGGUAUUAAAAAAAAAAAAAAGCCAAACCCGACUCACAGUGACCUUACCCUGCCUCGUAGAGUUUCCAAGAGCACCUGGUGAAUUCGAACUGCUGACUUUUUGGUUAGCAGCUGUAGCUCGUAACCACUACGCCACCAGGGUUUCCUGUGGCGGUAUAAUAGGUUCUAAAAUCAGAUAGUGUUAGGCCUCCUCCCCCUUUGUUCUUCUUUGUUGGUAAUGCUUUACUUCUCAGGGGCCUCUUCCCUUUGAAGUGUGACUUUAAGUGAACAGACAUGAUUGCCUAUAAUGACAAUUUGCUAUGUAUUCACACCUUUCCUCUGAUCAUUUGACACAUUCCUUGGUUUAUUUCAAGUAUAAAUUGACUUAAUUUCUAAUUUUCGCCUUGCUUUUCUGUAAAUAUUGCCUGUAAGGGGUAUAUGAAUGGCAUGGAAAUAAUUCUAGACAUUUGGUCUUAAAUUUUCUAGCUUGAAGUUUGUUCAUUGCUGAAGUGUAGCCACCAUGAAUCUAGUUGAAUACUUUAUUAGUUGGGAAUUAGUUCAACUUUCAUGUUUUCAUGAAUUAUUUGAAUUUUUUUUUAUAAAAGGCUAUGAUGGUGGAAUAAAAUAUUUUCUCUUUUUGAAACUGCAGAACCCUUUAGCGGCAAAUGCUCAUUCCUUAAGUAAUCAAACUUACAGCGUUAGUUCACCCAAAAAGAUUAACACUUGGUAGAGGAAAAUUCCUUUUUGUAGACAUAUGUUUGUUCUGGUUUAAUUGGAAAAUCUCUCAGGUUGUUAAUUGUCCUUGGCUGAAACUUAGAGUGCCAUGGACGUUUUCUACUUUCUGUUGACAUCUAAAUCCUCUAUCUACCACAGUUAACAGAAAGGGAAACUUACAAAAAGUAUUUUCAUUUUUUAUCUUUUCAGCUAAUCCUAGUAAUAAAAAAAAAAAACAAAUAAUGUGUUCUGAUUGUUCCCCUCAUUUUUGGCAGAGUUAAUAUGUCUAAAAUAGUAUCUUAUUUUUUAUUUACAUUUCUCUCAUUAGAAGCAGAUAAUGAAUAUCUUUUAAAAAAUGUCUUAUCUCCAGUGAAUUGUCUAAGUAUUUUGCCCAGCAUUUUCUUUUCAUGUUAUUUUUUUCAGUUGGAAUUAUCUCUUCAUAUAAUAUUAUUGUUCACCUACAUAAUAAUGUCUACUGGAAACCCAGGUGGCGUAGUGGUUGAAAGUUGGGCUGUUAACCAAAAGGUCGGCAGUUCGAAUCUACCAGGCGCUUCUUGGAAACCCUACGGGGCAGUUCUACUCUGUCCUAUACGGUCAUUAUGAGUCGUAAUCAACUUGAUGGCAACGGGUUUGGUUUUUAUUUAUUUAUUUUUGGUUUAAUAUUAUAUUAAAAUAUAAUCAUAAUAUAUACUCAACAGCAAGUAAAAAUGAAAGUGUAUUUAAAAUUGUAUGCAUUUCAUGGUUGCUUGGAUACCGUAAAAAUGGUGUGGGGGCGGAUCUGACCUCCUCUAACUUCACAAGGGGGAUGGAGAAUCAAGAUCAACUGCCCAAGGCUGAUCUCUAUGAGGUGGAGGUCAGACAUGCUGUCAUGGAAUUGAAUUAAGUCCCCCCAAAAAUGUGUGUAUCAAUUUGGCUGGGCCUUGAUUCCCAGUGGUGGGUGAUACCCAGUAUUGUGUGACUGUAAUUUUGUGGUUGUAAUCUUUUGUAUCCCCUUGUUCUGUCUGAACAAUUGCCUCUGGAUCUAUGUACAGGUUCCUCAUGAGCACAAUUAAGUGUUCCGGAAUUCCCAUUCUUCUCAAUGUUAUCCAUAAUUUGUCAUGAUCCACACAGUCGAAUUCCAUUGCACAGUCAAUAAAACACAGGUAAACAUCCUUCUGGUAUUCUCUACUUUCAGCCAGGAUGCAUCUGAGAUCAGCAAUGAUAUCCCUGGUUCCACGUCCUCUUCGGACACCAGCCUGAAUUUCUGGCAGUUUCCUGUCUAUAUACUGCUGCAGCCGCUUUUGAAUGAUCUCCCGCAAAAUUCUGCUAGCAUGUGAUAUUAUUGAUAUUGUUCGAUAGUUUCUGCAUUUGGUUGGACCACCUUUCUUGGGAAGAGGAAUAAAUAUGGAUCUCUUCCAGUCAGUUGGCCACAUAGCUGUCUUCCAAAUUUCUUGGCAUAGACAAGUGAGCGCUUCCAGCGCUGUGUCAGUUUGUUGAAACAUCUCAGUUGAUAUUCCGUCAAUUCCUGGAGCCUUGUUUUUCGCUGAUGCCUUCAGUGCAGUUUGAACCUCUUUCUUUGGUACCAUCGGUUCCUGAUCAUAUGCAGUUCUUGGAAUGGUUGAACAUUGACUAAUCCUUUUUGGUAUAAAAAAAAAAAAACGUAUAAUGUAUAAUGACUCUGUAUUCCUUCCAUCUUGUUUUGAUGCUUCCUGUGUUGUUUAAUAGUGAAGGAUUCCCGUAGAAUUCUUCACUAUUGCAUCUCGAGGCUUGAAUUUUUCUUCACCUCUUUCAGCUUGAGAAACGCUGAGUGUGUUCUUCCCCUUUAGUUUUCUAUCUCCAGCUCUUUGCACGUGUCAUAACGAUACUUAAUUUUCUUCUCGAGUCACCCUUUGAAAUCUUCUGUUCAGUUCUUUUACUUCAUCAUUUCUUCCUUUUGUUUAAGCUGCUCGAUGUUCCAGAGUCUCAUCUGACAUCUAUUUUGGUCUUUUCUUUCUUUCCUGUCUUUUCAAUGACCUCUUGCUUUCUUCAUGUAUAAUGUCCUUGAUGUCAUUCCACAACUUGCCUGGUCUUCGGUCAUUAGUGUUCAGCACAUCAAAUCUAUUCUUGAGAUGGUCUCUAAAUUCAGGUGGGAUAUACUCAAGGUUGUAUUUUGACUCUCGUGGACUUGCUCUGAUUUUCUUCAGUUUCAACUUGAACUUGCAUGUGAGCAAUUGAUGGUCUGUUCCACCAUCGGCCCCUGGCCUUUUUCUGACUGAUGAUAUCGAGCUUUUCCAUUGUCUCUUUCCACAGAUGUAGUCCAUUUGAUUCCUGUGUAUUCCAUCUGGAGAGGCCCAUGUGUAUAGUCGUCGUUGAUGUUGGUUAAAAAAGGUAUUUGCAGUGAAGUAGUCAUUGGUCUUGCAAAGUUCUAUCAUUUGAUCUCCAACAUUGUUUGUAUCACCAAGGCCAUAUUUUCCAACUACCAAUCCUUCUUGUUUCCAACUUUUGCAUUCCAAUCACCAGUAAUUAUCAAUGCGUCCUGACUGCACGUUUGAACAAUUUCAGACUGAAGAAGCUGAUAAAAAUCUUCAAUUUCUUCAUCUUUGGCCUUAGUGGUUGGUGUGUACAUUUCAAUAAUAGUGAUAUUAACUGGUCUUCCUUGUAGGCAUAUGGAUAUUAUCCUAUCACUGAUAGCAUUGUUCUUCAGGAUACAUCUAGAAAUGUUGUUUUUGAUGAUGGAUGCAACACCAUUCCUCUUCAAGUUGUCAUUCCCAGCAUAGUAGACUAUUUGAUUGUCUGAUUGAAAAUGGCCAAUACCAGUGCUUUUCAGCUUACUAAUGCCUAGGAUAUCAAUGUUUAUGCAUUCCAUUUCAUUUUUAUUUGUUGUUGUUGUUAGGUGCCGUUGAGUUGGCUCCAACUCAUAGCAACCCUAUGCACAACAGAACAAAACACUGCCCGGUCCUGCGCCAUCCUUAACAAUUGUUGUUAUACUUGAGCCCAUUGUUGCAGCCACUGUGUCAAUUUUCCUAGAUUCAUACUUUGUACAUUCCAAGUUCCAGUUAUUAAUGGAUGUUUGCAGCUGUUUCUUCUCAUUUUGAGUCAUGUCACAUCAGCAAAUGAAGGUCCUGAAAGCUUUACUCCAUCCACAUCAUUAAAGUUGACUCUACUUUGAGGAGACAGCUCUUCCCCAGUCGUCUUUUGAGUGCCUUCCAACCUGGGAGUCUCACCUUCUGGCACUAUGUCAGAGAAUGUUACGCUACUAUUCGUAAGGUUUUCACUGGCCAAUUCUUUUCAGAGGUAGACUACCGGGUCCCUCUUUCUUAUCUGUCUUAGUUUGGAAGCUCCGCUGAAACCUGUCCGCCAUGGGUGACCCUCCUGGUAUUUGAAUUCCGGAGGCAUAACUUCCAGCAUCACAGGAACACACAAGCCCCCACAGUACGACAAACUGAUAGACAUGUGGGGGGGAUUGAAUUAUGUCCCCCCCAAAAAAUGUGUGUCAAUUUGGCUAGGCCAUAAUUCCCAGUAUUGUGUGGUUGUCCUCCAUUUUGUGAUUAUAAUUUUAUGUUAAAGAGGAUUCGGGUGGGAUUGUAACACCCUUACUAAGGACACAUCCCUGAUUCAGUGUAAAGAAAGUUUCCCUGGGUUGUGGCCUGUACCACCUUUUAUCUUACAAGAGAUAAAAGGGAAGCAAGCAGAGAGGGAGGACCUCAUACCACCAAGAAAGCAGUGGUGGGAGCAGAACGCAUCCUUUGGACCCAGGGUCCCUGUGUGGAGAAGCUCCUAGUCUGGGGGAAGAUUGAUGAGAGGCCGACAGAGUGAGAAAGCCUUCCCCUGGAGCUGCCGCCCUGAAUUUGAACUUUUAGCCUACUUUACUGUGAGGAAAUAAACUUCUCUUUGUUAAAGGCAUCCACUCGAGGUAUUUCUGUUACAGUAGCCCUAGAUGACUAAGACUUAUGCCUUGUCUCUCCGCCAUCUUUAUCAAUUCUGACACCUACUGUCCUUCUCACGGCACUCUCUAGUUCUUUGCUGAUUUCAAUAGUUCAUUGCAGUAGCCACACAGAACUCAUAGACAAUAUUCACGAUUAUGGGGUUUGUUAGGGAAGUAACAGGUUACAAUUCAGGUUCAGGAAUGCUCAGGCUAUAGUUCUUCUAUCCGGACAGCCUCUUCCCAGAUGUUUUCAUAGGCACACCCCUCUCUGGCUCUCGGCCUCUGUUCUGCCUGGGCAAGUGUUGCAAAGCUCUUUUAGCUCUGCUGAUAAGUGCCCAGAGGCACCCACUCUGCCAGUAAUUCUCAGCCCAACGGCACUCAGCUCUCUUGCUGUGUAGGUCCAGAAGCCCACGGCACCAUCUCCUGCUGUUCUCUCCUGCUGCUGCUUCUCUGCCACCACUUCUUGCCAUCUUCAUUGUUACAGCUCUCUAUCUCCUGGUUCCAGGAGCUUCUCAAUGCAGGGAUCCUGGGUCCCAAGGACAUGCUCUGCUCUUGGCUCUCCUUCCUUGGCAGUGGUGGGAUCCUCUCUUUUCCACCUCUGGGAUGGCUCAUUUCAACCCCAGCAGGAUGGCAAAACUGACCAAUCCCCUUGGUGGGUGACAAUUACCAUAUUUGCACAGUCCCACCCAAUCACUUGGGUGGGAGUUACAAGACCAUGGUGAGAAAGGCCACACAAAAGUGAUCAAUCACACCACACAUACUGAUAGUCUUUUCAUAAGAGAAUAAAUAAAGUUAUUCUUUAGCUAUAAAAUUUUCUGUAAUUUUGGAUAGAUAGGAAGAUAUUCAUUGAUUCCUAUUAUGAACAUUACCAAUACCACUGCAAAGAUGUAGCAUCCCUUUUGUCCAAUAUAGAAGCUCAUAUAUAAAGGAAAAUUUAAUUUCUGUUAAUUGUAAAAGGUCUGUAAGAUAUUUUUUUCUUUAGACACUUUAGGUGUCAAAUCUGUAUAGCACUAAACAGCACAAUUGCUACCUGGAACAGGUUAAAUUGGGGUAAAUGUAUAAGAAAUUUGAUCAUUACUGCUUCUUAGUUUGUUAGUUUUGCAAGGAGGUAUUGUUUGUCUUCUUUGAUACCGUAAUGUAAAAUAUUCGCUUUGAAAUUUUUAAAAUGCUCAUUAUAAUAAGUGACUUUGUUUUCUUGACCCCCUUUUAUACAGUAAAUGCAAGGCUUCUAGCUCAUACUUUUCUGAGGUUCUGAGUGAAUAUGUUGUUUUUGUUGUUAGGUGCUGUUGAGUCGGUUCCAAUUCAUAGUGACCCUAAGUGCAACAGAAUGAAACACUGCCUGGUCCUGGGCAGUCCUCACAAUCGUUGUUAUGCUUGAGCCCAUUGUUGCAGUCACUGUGUCAAUCCAUCCCUUUGAGGGUCAUCCUCUUUUUCACUGACUCUCUACAUCAUCUGAGUGAAUAUAGGGUAUUAAUAUUAUGUCACUUGAGUUAUAUGAAUAAUAUAGAAACUGAUAAUAGAAUAGUCAUUUGGUUUUAUAGAAUAAUUUUGGAUCACGUGGUCUGCCAUGUUUCCUGAGGAGUAAUACUUGUAUCUUGAAUAAACUACUUGGUGAAAUAGACUGAUUAUGGAUGCCAGUAGUUUAAAAUAGUAAUUCCUAAUACUGUGUUUGUAAAAUAACUUUAAAACUUACAAAAUGUUGUCACAUACAUUACUGUGAGGUGUGGAAUCACCUUGCAGAAAAUAAUUUGGCCUUUUUUUCUUGUUUCUUUCAAGCUAAACCACACCUGAUGCUAAUGAAUGGGGGCUGACCAAACCAAGAAGGACCAGCCAGGGGCUUGAUACUGACUAAGCCUCAGGAGGCAUGAUGAAAUCUAUCAUGGCCUAAUGGCAAAAUGAAGGACAGGCUAGCAGAAAUCCUGGAGCGUUCCAAGCACUAUGACCAACAGUUCCCAGAUGGGGAUGAUGACGAUGACUCGCCCUACGUGGACAUCGUGUUCGAGACGGAUCACAUCCUGGAGUCCUUGUACCGAGAAAUCCAGGACCUUCAGAAUGAAAACCGGCAGCUGAUGGCCGACGUGAAGCGGCUGGGGAAGCAGAACACCCGCUUCCUCACUUCCAUGCGGCGCCUCAGCAGCAUCAAGCGUGACACCAACUCGAUCGCCAAGGACAUUAAGGCGCGGGGCCAGGCCAUCCACCACAAGCUGCUCGCCCUGAAGGCGCAGAGCGAGGCGGCCGAGGCCCAGCACGGCGCGCACUCGGCCGUGGCGCGCAUCUUCAGGGCGCAGUACAGCGCGCUCACCCGCGCCUUCCACCACGCCAUGCACGAGUACAACCAGGCCGAGAUGAAGCAGCGCGCCAACUGCAAGAUCCGCAUCCAGCGCCAGCUCGAGAUCGUCGGCAAGGACGUCUUGGGCGACCAGAUGGAGGAAAUGUUGGAGCAGGGCAGGUGGGACGUUUUCUCCGAGAACCUGCUGGCUGACGUAAAGGGUGCGCGGGCGGCGCUCAGCGAGAUUGAGAACCGCCACCAGGAGCUUCAGCGGCUGGAGAAGCGCAUCCGCGACGUGCAUGAGCUCUUCCUGCAGAUGGCGGUGCUGGUGGAGGAGCAGUCUGAAACGCUGAACGUCAUCGAGCAAAACGUGCUCAAGACCGUUGACUACACUGGUAAGGCCAAGGGAGAAGUGCGCAAGGCCUUGCAGUACAAGAAAAAGAACCCCUGUCGGACCGUGUGCUGCUUUUGCUGCCCCUGCCUCAAAUAGCGGUCCGCGGAAGCUACCCCAGCUCUGGGAGCAGGCCGGAAGCACAAGGGGGAAAGCCUGCCAAAGGCAAGGCCCACAGGACUGCUUCUGACUUCAGUCUUGGGGGAGAGAAGACAGGUGAAGUUCAGGAUUCCACGCGAGCUGUGCCUGGAAAGAUGCUGAUGCUGUCAUUGUUUCUUCAGCAAGGACAAACUCCUGCUUAAGUUGCGUGAGGUGAUCGGGUGACACAUUUGCACUCUUGCCCUCUUAACGGAAGCCAAAUAAGGAACUGACGUUUUGACCUCCUGUAGGCCAAGCAUGUGUCCAAAUCUAAAGAAAAUUUAGGAGGAAGUCAGUUCCGCACCCCUAGUAGUGAGAACUCAUUAGCAAAACAUCAAUUCCUGCACCCUGUGCUAAAGCUUCCUUGGAGUUCCUGGGUGGUGCGAACAGUUAACGCACUGGGCAGCUAACUGAAAGUGCUUACUGGUUGGAGGCUUCAGUCCACCAGAGGCACCUUGGAAGAAAGCCCUGGUCAUCUACUUGUGAACAAGCAGCUUUUGAAAAUCCUAUAGAGCACAGUUCUAACCUGACAAACACCGGGUCGCCAUGAGUCAGAAUUGACUGGAUGGCACCUGGCUUGGUUUUUUUUUUUUUUUUUUUUUUUAAAGCUUCCUUGGUUCUGUUCCAUUUCUAGUGAAAUUGAACACAAACAAAUUGAAUACAAACAAAAUUCAUCUUGUUUGUGUUGUGACUCCCAGCCUAAAGUAUACCUUCUUUCUGCUUACUCCCUCCUCCCCUUUCUUUAAUCACAUUAAACCCUCAUUAUUUCCUCAUCUCUUUCACUAUUAAUAAUCUUCCACCAGAAUAUAUUCUGGGAUUUUUUUCCAAAUAUUUUUAAGCACUGAGUAUUGAAAAAGCACUCCAGUUGAAGUAUGUAUCAGUCACAUUUUAUAUAUUUUUCAUAGAUAAAAAAAUAAUUUAAAAUUGACCUUUUUACUUGUUUAUUGUAUAUACACAUAUAUGUGGAAGUGUAAGAUACUAAUAUUCACUAAUGCAUGGCCAUAAUAACCAUUUGGUUUCCUUUAAUUUUGUAAGUGAUAGAUAUCAAGAAAGAUCGAUACCUUUUUUUGGUUAUUGGUAUUGACUUGCUUGUUUUGAGCUUAUCUCACUCCAGUUUUUGCAUUUCCAUAGUCCAGUUUGGGUUAAAACUUUAUUUUGAACAACUCUGUGCUGGUUACGGUGGUAAAGACAGGUGUUGAAGGCUGAAAAGGUAUAGAACUAGAGAUCAUAAAAUCAUGUUCUUGGAAAUAGGACUUUUUCUUUAUUGUGGACCAUUCCUUUCAUGUCUUGAAAUGAGUCAUUUAAAAUAAAAGAAUCCUGUUUUUCAAGAAGGCUUAAUAAACAUUACAUUUUAAAUAUCCCUUAUUUGUACAUAUGUGUCAGUGUCCUGACCAUUUAAAUCUCUUACUAUUUCCAUUCUUAAAAAAUGUUUAUUACUAGCUGUUUCAUGCUACAACAUUUGGAUGGAACUCUUGAGUUAAGAAAAAAAACUUCAAACUGAAAGAAUUCACAUGAGGAAGCUUCCCUUUCUUUCCUGAGUUACCAUAAAAAAAAAAAACAUAGUUUACCAAAAUCUUCAGGUCUUAGAAAUUUGGUUUCCUUUGCAGACUUUGUAAUGCUCUUGCCCAUGUUUCCUGCCUUUUCUACUCAUUAUGUAAAUAAUCACGGAGUCUAACAGUCAUACUCUCAGAGCCUUCAGAAGGUGAAAUUUUAAAAGGAGUAGAAAGGAGAGUACGUCAACUCUCUGGGACUGAGUCACUGACUAACCUACUUAUGACCAUGAAAAUCCAGACCUAAUUUUAAUUUCAUGGCUAAAUAUGAGAAAUUUGGAAACCAAGUCACACCAGAUUCUUCUCAGAUUUCUUUCGCAGCAAACUCCAGGGAUAUGUUUCAACUUUGACUUCAUUCCCUUUCCCAAAAAAAGAAAAGUCUUCACAAAGCUACAUUGCCAUAUCUUUCAUGGUAGAAAGAUGUUAUUAGAGACCGUCAGUUAGUUGCAGCAACAGUUCAUGAAUCUGACUUGUUUAAAUACAUAAAGCAUGUUCUUUGCUUGUUGUUAGGUGCCACCGAGUCGGUUCUGACUCAUACCGAUGCUGUAUACAACAGAAUAAAACACUGCCCAGUCCUGCGCUAUCCUCACAAUUGUUAUGCUUGAGCCCACUGUUGCAGGCACUGUGUCAGUCCAUCUCGUUGAGGGUCUUCCCCUUUUUUGCUGACCCUGUACUUGACCAAGCAUGAUGUCCUUCUCCAGGGACUGGUUCCUCCUGUUAACAUGUCCAAAGUAUGUAAGACAAAAGUCUCGCCAUCCUUGCUUCUAAGGAGCAUUCUGGCUGUAUUUUUUCCAGUUCAUUCUUCUGGCAGCCCAUGGUAUAUUCAGUGUUCUUCACCAACACCAUAAUUCAAAUGCAUCAAUUCUUCAAUCUUCCUUAUUUACUGUCCAGCUUUCACAUGCAUGUGAGGCAAUCGAAAAUACCAUGGCUUGGGUCAGGUGCACCUUGGUCCUAAAGGUGACAUCUUUGCUUUUUAACACUUUAAAGAGGUCUUUUGCAGCAGAUUUGCCCAAUGCAGUGUGUUGUUUGAUUUCUUGACUGCUGCUUCCUUGGGUGUUGAUUGUGGAUCCAAGUAAAAUGAAAUCCUUGACAACUUCAAUCUUUUCUCCAUUUAUCAUGGUUUUGCUUAUUGGUCCAGUGGUGAGCAUUUUUGCUUUCCUUAUGUUGAGGUGUAAUCCAUACUGAAGGCUAUAGUCUUUGAUCUUCAUCCGUAAGUGCUUCAAGUCCUCUGCACUUUCAGAAAACAAGGUUGUGUCAUCUGCAUAACACAGGUUGUUAAUGAGACUUCCUCCAAUCCCGAUGCUGCGUUACUAUAUAGUCCAGCUUCUUGAAAGCUUCUUUGCUUAGACUCAUUCUUAAAAGUAAAUGAGUGUGCAGGCUCUGUAUAUUCCUUAAUUUCCCACAUUUUAAACUGAGAAUUAGGUCAAAACAAAACUGUACUUUGUGUACUGUUACCCGAUUAGGGUCCGUGCCCUGGAGCAGUCGAGCCAAUGAAACAUACUCCAAGUCAGAAAGAUUAAGGAGAUGUGUAUAUCACCAGGGACUCAGCAGCAACACAGGCUGUCUCUGUGGAGUCCCAAAGAGCAGUUUUACAUUAGAGCUUACAAGGGUUACAAGUGUCUUUGUAGUCCCCUGCCAGACAUUUCUUUAUUAGGCUAAAGACAUACAUAUCUGAUACCUGGGCUCCAACUUUCCUGUGGGGGUUGUAUGCCACAGGUAGUCCCGCCAGAACAAAAGAUUAUUUGCAUCGGUUUAAAACAGAGAACAAAGUCAUUAACAUUUGGUCAAAACAAAGUCACUAACACAGGUAUGUGAGGAGGCAGGCAGAGGAAGAACAACUGAUAGGUUUAUCAUGGCCUUAGUUAUGAUAAGCUCUCAGUUGCCCGUUUUGAAAAAGAAAACAUGCUGGGUGGUAUUGGGGUCACAUGUACUAAUUAGCAAACUCUUGUCUAUGAGAGGGCAAGAAUUUUUUUCCUGCUUUUUCUCAACCAUAUAAUGUGGCAUAGUGGUUAAGAGCAGAGAUUCUAGACCCCCUUGCUAGGUUUAAACCCUGACUCUGCCACAUGCUAGCUGUAUGAUGUGGGCAAGCUACUUAACGUAAUAUCUCUGUGCCUCAGUUCCCUCAUCUAUGUUGUUAUUGUUAGUUGCUGUUGAGUGGCCCUGACUCAUGGUGACGUUAUGUAUAGCAGAACAAAAUAUAGCCUGAUCCUGUGCCAUCCUCAUAAUGGUUGUAUGUUUCAGUCCACUGUUGCAGCUACUGCUUUCACUGACCCUCCACCUGACCAGACAUGAUGCCCGUUUCUAGCAAUUGGUCUUUCCUGAUGAUGUUUCCAAAGUAAGGAGGACAAAGUCUUGCCAUCUUUGCUUCUAAGAAGCAUUCUGGCUCCUCAUCUAAUGCCGAUAAUAGCACCCACCUCACAGUUAUGAGACAUAAAUGAUUAUAUAAACGCACUUAAAACUGUGUCUGGCACGUGCAAAGUGCUAUGAUCAUUACUGUUAUUUCAUAGCUUUCUCUUAGGCUGAGAGAGCUCUUUGUGACCCGAGUAAAUUAACAGUUAUUAAGUUCUGAGGAAAAAUAAAUGUUUAUCCUGUGAAUAGAAUAGUCUUUAAUAAAACUGAAUAAAGAAACCAAGAGCACAUCUUCUUUGGUAGGGCUAACCUUUGCUAAGGUUGUUUCUGUCUUUUUCUACAUUGAUGAAACUGUUUUCACCAUGGCAUUUCUAUUCCUUCUUACAUCCAAAGAUUUUCUGAAGAAGAAAUGUUCCGCUCAAAAAAAAAAACCAGAGUUAAGCAGGCAGUAGCUUUUCUGCUCAAUGAGUUAAUUUGGCAAGUGCUUUCACUUGGGGUGUUUCCCAGCCUGUGAGUCAGAAAGGCCUAGAGGAAUUUGGGGAAUCUAGAGGGAAUUCUGGCCAGGUCACAAAAAAGCUAAAGGAAAAGUCAUCAGCUGACUUUUCCCACAUCCUGCCCUACCCUCCAAAGCCCUUCCUGGUGCUGGCUGCCAUGACAAAAAAUGGAUGGAAUGCUGGCUUUUUUCCUUUGGAAAGGGUACUCCAGUGCUACUGUGAGACACGGUAGAGCAGACUUCACCUCGUUCCACAAUGCUCAACUGGCAAACUCCAAAAGGUGACUUGGGCAAGGGAAGGACUCGUGUCACAUCUGGGUCAGGGCUUAAAUUUGGGUCGAGGCUUAAGUAUCAUUUAGUGUACAAAAGGAAAGAACCAAUCACAAAGAACAACAGAUCUUUCAGGGGCUGAAGACAGAAAUCUUUUAAAAGUAUUUUAUCACAUACAGUGACUGCUUCCGACUAGUCAAAUACCCAGCAUUACAGCCACAGUAACAGAUUAUACUUGGCGACAGCUCUGGAAAUAUAAGUAAGAAAGGGGCUCACCUAAGAUGCAUUGGUAUCCAGUAUGAGUUAGAAUUUUUUAUAAGCCUAUCAAUAAUUUUAAAAUGUUUGAACAGUGACAUCAUGGGAAUAAAUUUAUAGCCUCCCAAAAUAACUACUUGGAUGAAGAACAGAACUCUUUUUGUACCAAUACCUUUAUUUUUAUUUAAAAACUGCCCCAAUGCUUUAUAUUUGCAAACCAUUUGCAAAUAUUAUGUAGACUCUAAAGUUCUGUCUAGACAGGAAAUUAACCAAAGACUAUGCACAACCUAAAAAUACUAAAAUAGGGUAGUAACAAAAUAGGGUCUUGGUUUUUAUGUAUAAACUCAUCCAUUCUACUUUCUACCAUCAGCCAUAUUUCUGUUUCUCUCUUUGAAAUAUGCAAAGUAUCUCCACCUGGAGCAUGCAAUUCACUCAACUUGUAAUCAAGAUGAUAGUUUGGAAUGCCCAGUUGUAAUAAGAGUAACAGUUGAUUUGCUUUUGUUUGAUAGGAGAACUGAAAGUAAUUGCAAUUAAUAAAAUGGGGCUGUUGGAAAUGGAAAAUGAAUAGGAUCUAGAAUGUAACUUCAUCAUCAUAUAGAUAUUGAGCUUCUUUAUUAUCAGCACAUGUUAUAAAGAAUGGGUAAGAUGUCCUCAUACACAGGAAGCUUUUGUUGUAAAGACUGCAUAUUUACUGGUAAGAAAUGAGGCUUUCUAAAUUAAUGUCCUUGGUGAGACUACCUGUUGUUGUUAAAUACUAUCGAGUCGAUUCUGACUCAUGGCAAUGCCAAGUGUGCAGAGUAGGACUGCAUUUCCUAGGAUUUUCAAGACUGUGACCUUUUGGAAGCAGAUUGCCGGUCCUUACUUCCAAGGCACCUCUGAAUGGGUCUGAACCACCAACAAACCCACUGAUAUCCUGAAAAGUGAGGCAUGAGAGACAAGUCCUCAACACUACGAGUUUUAUAUUUUUUAUUUUAAAAGUAUAUUUUAUGCCCUAUUUUAAGUACCAUAGUUUUACUCAAAUAACGCACGCCUUUUACAUUUGUUUGCCAACCGCUCCCUCCCUUCACGAGGUAUUUUCAUAAGUGCUGCUAUGCUGGCUUUUUUUUUUUUUUACAUGCUGCUAUAAAAAAAAUUAGCGUAGCACACUGAAGAAAUACCUCUCGGGAGGAGGGAGUGGUUGGCAAACAAAUGUAGGAGGCACAUAUUACUGUGUAAAAAUAUGGUAUCCUUAGCCACUUUUUGAACUUCUUCCAUUUUUCUUAAUCUAUACCUUUAUGCAACCAACUCUUUAUACAUAUCCACCCCUCUGUAUCUCAGCAUCCUGCGUCACCAGGGCCCCAUAAUGUUCUAUAAUGACUGAAAAGUAACAGUGCAUGCAAAAUUAGAUACACACAUUAAAGCUUUUAUCCCUCUAUUUUCACAGAGUCCCAGAUAUUUGCAAGCAAUCUGUUUACUUAUCCCAAAUCAGAAAAGCACUGAAAGACAUUUUGCAGGAACAUACGUGUAAUGCAUAUGUCUCUAUGUUAGGAUCUUUGUACUUUCCCAUGCAUGCGGUGUCAGAAGUUAUGUGCCCCUUUUACCCAACACCUCCUGCAGGCUUUAUGGCAUCCACAGUUGGGAUUUGCUCUGAAUAACCAUAAAUCCAUUAUGGAACAAGGCAAGGAAGGAAGGAAAGAAUGAAUAAAGAUCCACAAACACAAUACCAAAGCUCACUGGCUGAAAAGCUGAGCAGGGCUUCAGUUUUCUAUUUUGUGGGUGGAUGGUACUCACAUCUGUUCUAUACUCAUCUUUCUUUUCCUUCAGUUUCCUUGUUUUGUCUACUGUGUGGGUGGGCUUUUACAACUUGCCUUACUUAACUCUUCACUAUAAUAUUGUAAUCAGAAUUUUGUUAUAAAAAAUAUCAAUAAACAUUUGAAUUCUUGCUUGGCUCAAACAUACCUACUAUUGUGAGGAUGGUGCAGGACCAAGCAACGUUUUGUUCUGUUAUACAUAAGGUCACUAUGAGUCAGGGCCAACUUGACGGCACCUAACAACAACCACAGUUUCUGUUCAACUCCUUCCUUUGACCUACAACCUGACUUCUGUUUGUCUGCAAGUUUUUUUUUUUUUUUUUUUUUUUCUGGCUGUCCUUUUCACCCUGACCGUCAACUUAUAUACACUUGUGAGCACUAAUCUGGAUCUGACUACACUUUCCCUGAUCUCAGCAUAGUCCUUAUUAUUCUACUUCUGGCUGCUUACACCAUACCCUUGACCAAUAGUUAUCCCAUCCCGUAAUGGUUACACGUCAAUCAGGUAGAAAGUGAUCACAAGAUAGGGCAAUGGGAGGAGCAUGGAGUGGUAGGUUCUAUAGCUCUUGAAGCUAUUUACUAUUCUAGAUCUGUACCUGAGCACUGGCUUUUUAGCUGAGACUUGGGCCUGCAUGUCCAACUGCCUAUCAAACAUCUGCAAUUAGAGGUCUCACUGGUGCGUCAAAAGCUAUAGAACCCACCAUCUUCCACUACCAGCCCAUGCUCCUCCCAUUUCCUUAUCUUGUGAUCACUUUCUACCUGAUUGACUAAACCAGCACCCUGGCAGCAGCCUCCUCCCUCUCUCCCACCGAGACUUUCCUGGAUGGAAUUCAUCCCUUUCCUUCACUUCCCUGCCAUCUCCCUAGGUCGGACAAUUGUCCUCUCUUGCCUUGAUAACUUCAGGAGCUUCUGUUGGUCUCUGGCCUCUAGUCUUGUCCUUCCCCAUCCAAUCUCUAGAUAUUAUAGUCACAGUGCUUUUUUAAAAUGCAAGUCUGAUCAUGUCAUUCAUCUGCUUAAACGUCUUUGAGAGCUACUGCUGUUGGGAUAAAAUCCCAACCCCUUGUGAUAUGUCUAAGGCUCUGUAAGAUCCAGGCCUUGCCUACUCCUUCAGCCUUACCCCUGCCAUUUUCCCUUGCAGGCUGUCUUCUUGCUCAGCUCGAGGAUUCCUGCAGGCUGUUUCUCUGACUGGGCCACUUACCUGGUCUUGCCUCCUGUGUUGAUCCAGGUCCUCUGAGAAGCAACUCCAAAAGGAAUGAAAUGAGCCACGAUUUUAUUAGGGAAAAUGCCUGUGAGAGGAAAAUAGGGAGGGAGGGAGAGAGAGAUGUGUAGUGAGUUGGAGGGAAUUCGGGGCUGAUCAAGAGAAAAGAUGGCACUAUUAGACAGCGAUAGCUGCCCAAGCUAUUUACUAGGGCCAUGGCAUUGACAGCCACAUGUAGUGGGCUGUCCCCCACAGCAGGAGGUAAGCAACAUGGGGUACAGGAAGCCACCAUGGGAGGCGGGCACAAAAAUCCAGGGAAGGGGAAAAGGGGAAAGCUUACAUGUCCCUAGCUGAUGUCCUUCUCCAGCAAGGGUUGGAGGAGUCUCUCAGGUGAGAGAGCUUCCAGGCGGCAGCACCUUAGUGUCUUUAUGAUGACAGGGUUUUCUCUUACCUAGGGCUGCCAGAUGUUGGGGGUGGUUUCACAAGAUAGGUAAAGUAGACAGAUUCUAUGAGGUUAAAAAUCUGCUUAUUUGUGCUAUUUUAAAAACAAUUGCAUAUAUAUAAAUUUCAGUUUGGUGCCAGUGGGCUUUUUUGGGCUAACAGGCUCAACUUGCUAAGAGGAAGUAAACCACUUGGGACCAAUACACAGAGGCCACCUCUGGCUCAUUUAUAUCACAAGGAGGAAGGCUAAGUGGAAAUGCUAGACUGCUGUGCUGCCUAAAAUGGCCAGGUGAGGCCAUUGGGAAGUCCUUAAAGCCAAAGCUGGCUGUCAGAAGUAUCCCGUGUCUCCCAGAAACGGGCCUGCCAUGUACAAGUACCCCUCCUGCGCUUAGUCGCUGGCUGGGGGAGGGGGAACAUGGAAGGCUUGGGUUGGGUAGAAGCAUGGAGGUGGACUGUAGAGCGCUGCAGAGGAUGCCCUCCUCAAUUUCUCCUUGCAGCUGGAGCUUGGCGAGGCGUCUUCUUAGGGGCACCAAUGUCCCCCUCUUCACUAAGCUCCAUGUGGUUUCUCUACUAGAGUGCUUUUUGAUUUUUGAGGGCAACCGCUGGCAUCUUAAUUGUUGAUGGAUCUUAGCAUAGUACCUUUUAUGUAACAGGUACCAGAAUGCUUGUGUUCCUAAUGCAGAAAUAGAGUUAGAAUUUAUUUUCUGUUGUAACAGUGACCCUGUAUACUUUUUGGGAAGUGUUUCUGUUACAGCAUAGAGCACAACCUCCUAUCUCCCCUUAAGGACAGGAUGGCCCACAGAUGGCAUGACGGGCAGGGUCCUGGAAGCAGGGGUGGGACUCGAUGAGGGGGGGGGAUUGAAGAGAAAGCUACUUGGGGAGAAGUAGAUCAUCCAAACGAAUGGUCAAUCUGAAAAUGGUAGAGCACAGAGAGAAUGAAGGUUUGAGCCACAGGGAAUAAAGGCAGAGUAAGGGCAUAUAUGUGUGUGGGUGUGCAGGCUUACUCAAACAGAGGCCGGGAUUGGAUACUGUAAGGCAAAACCUGGAAGAAAAACCACAUUAGAGGCACAGAUUCAAGCUUGGAAGCAAAGUGGUAAAUGCAAGUUUUACCUGGAAAGGAUGUUUUUUCUUUUUCCAGUCAUAUAAAAUGAAGAUUAAAAAAAAAAAAUUUUUUUUUUUGGAGACUUCUGGCCAACAUGGCCCAUAGACAGAAGCACUACACCGUCUCUCCACACCAAAGACCCGAAAAACUAAGUAAAACAGAGACGAAUGUCAUUCCUGGAACCCAAAGUGUCAAAUGAAGAGAUAACACAGCCAAACACCAAAUGGAAUAAGAAACUGACAGAGGACUGAGAGUGAGGAGAGAUACUUGCUGAGGUUCCUUAUCAGCUAAUGCAGCACGGGUUCGCCAUCUUGGACUCCUGUUGGAGACUGGCUGAUAGGGAGUACCGGAAAGCAGCUUCACAGAGCUCCCAGCAGGAGACAGUAACCAGCUAGACAUGUUUUCCCACCACCCCCCACCCUCUUCCUGCUUCUCUACCUCAAAGCUUCCUGGCUGGCUGCAGGGACUCGGCUGGCCAGGAAGGGCAGCAUCCGUGCCACUUGGAUUCGCCUCACCCACAUUGCAGAUCAGCAGACAGGAGUACAGGAAAACAGCUUCGUGAAGUUUUCAGCAGGAGACAGAGCACCCAGUAACAAGCAAUAUAUGCUUUCCUAACUCCCACCUUUUUCCCCUCACUCUUUGGCCUCCUCUGCUUCCUGCAAGCUGCAGUUUCUUGGCCAGGAGGCAACUGGUUCUGCCCAGGGAUUCUCGGAUUCACCCCAUCCACACUGGCUGGGUCCCUGAGCUGGUGUAGCUUCUUUCCAUCUCUUUUGGUUUCAUCUCUGCCUCCCACCUGCCCCCCUCCUCCUUUCUCUUAAACACCUGGCUCUGUGUGCCAUCUGUUGCUUCUUCUUGAAAGGCUGUGAAGCCUCACUCAACUGGAGAUCCACUGCCCCAGCCGGCAACACCAUGCUGGUGGGACCCCUGGGUUUUUUUUUUUUUUUUGGUUGUUUUGUUUUGCAUUGUGCUGCUUUGUUUAUUUUCUUCCUCCUUUCACACUUGGGAGUCCCUUCUAGCUGGGCUGCACUGCACAGUCUAGGAGCCACUCCCCCAAUCUGCGCAGCUGGUAGGCAGGAUCUCUGGGGGCAUUUCUUUUCAUUUUUUUCUCUCUUUCUUUUUCUUUUUCCCUUCUCUCUUUUUCCUUUUCUGUCUUUCUUCACUUCUCAGUUCUCAUCUGUCUAUACUUAGCUUCUUUGCCAGUCUCCUGAAUACCUGGUGCUAUGUGACAUCUAUACCCCCCCAUCCAGGCUAUACUCCCUGGUCUUCUCGGCUGCACUGGUGGGACCCCUGGGGGAUUUUCUUUUCUACUUUUAUUUUUUUGUAUCCAAAUUUUUAUCUAGUUAUUUAUUUAUUAAUUUUUUUGCUUCUCUCCAUUUCUCAGGCUCUCAUCUCUCCACUCCAACAGUAAGUUCCCUUUGCACUCUUCUUUUUGGGGUGUGUGUGUGUGUGUUUCCUUCAUUUUUGGCUCAUGUUUCUUUCUCCUCUUUCCCAUACCAAUACUAGCUCUAUACAUCACAACCUCACCCCUUUCCUGCCUACCUGCACUGUGAGCUGAACAUCACACCUCUGAGCAGCACAGACACAGACUACCGGAACCUGCCUGGCACUGAUUUCUGGCCUGCCUGGUUGGCCCUAGUACAUGCCACAGACAACCCAUCCCAGCCCCUCCCCUUCAGCUGGACCUGUCCUGCUGUACCAUAGCUGAGUGACUGGCCCCGCCCAUUGGACAAGGAGUUGAAAACUAUCGUGACUACAGAUGAGCAAACAACAAAGAACCCACAGCCCACCUGCUCAGACAUAACCAAAUAAAACAAAAAAACAGGCCAAAACAAACAAACCUACUAGAAACGAAAAAAAUAACUACUGAAUGUUUUGAAGACAGCAGACAAUAUUAAAACAUAUUUAAAAAAGCAGGAGAGGAUGGUUCCAGUAGGCGUCAAAAAUAGAACACUUGACUUUCCAGUAGAAGAAAAGGCACUAGAACUACCUGACAGGGAAUUCAAAUCUCUAAUAUUCAGAGCUAUCCAAGAGUUGAAGUUAAAGCAAAAAACAGACAAAAAUGAAGAAAAAAUAGACAAAUUUAUGGAAAAGCCAGACAAAUUCAGGAAAAUGCAGACAAAAAAAUGAAAGAACUCAGAAAGAUAAUACAGGGAUAAAAUGCCAAAAUAAAUUCACAGCUAGAAAUCAUACAAAAACAAUUAGAAAUCCAAAAGAUAAACAACAAGAUUUCAGAAAUGGACAGUGUCAUAGAAGAGCUGAAGAGCAGGUUUGAAAUGAUGGGUGACAGGACAGUGAAACUGAAGACAAACACUUGGAUACAGGUCUGAGGAAAAAUCAGAAAAAAAGAACAAAGAAAAAAAUAGGAAACCCUGAGGAUUAUGUGGAAUACAAUCAAAAGCAAAAAUUUAUGAGUGAUCGGAGUUCCAGAACAGGGAGAGAAAAUGGAAAACACAGAGAGGAUCAUUGAAGAAUUGCUGACAGAAAACUUCCCUAAUAUCAUGAAUGAUGAAAAGUUGACCAUCCAAGAAGCUCAGUGAACCCCAUAUAGGAUAGACCCCAAAAGAAAGACACUAAGGCAUACCAUAAUCACACUCGCUAAAAUCAAAGACAAAGCAAAAAUCCUGCGAGCAGCUCGAGAAAAACAAAAAGUCAGAUACAGAGUAGAAACAAUAAGACUAAGCUCUGAUUAUUCAGCAGAAACCAUGCAGGCAAGAAGGCAAUGGGAUGAUAUAUGUAAAACUUGAAAGAAAAACAUUGUCAACCAAGAAUAAUAUAUCCUGCAAAACUGUUGUUCAAAUAUGAUGGUGAAAUUAGGACAUUUCCAGAUAAACAAAAAUUAAGGGAAUAUGUAAAAACCAAACCUAAAAGAAUUAUUAAAGGGAGUCCAUCGGUCUGAGAACAAACAACAUCAGACCACAGCCUGAGUCUAGGACACAAAAUUGUACCAGCCAGAUACCAACAUAGGAAAUGAACUCUCAAGGACUAUCCAAAACCAAAAGAAUUGCAACAGGGAACCAGAGAGGUUAAUCUGACAACAACAUCAGAAUAGUAAAAGAGGGAAUAAAUGGUGUAGGCAUAGAACUUUCUAAUGGAGAAGAAGGCAAGGCCAUACCAAGUAAUAAUAUACUGGUUCAAACCUAGGAAGAUAAGGGUAAAUUUCAAGGUACCACAAAGAAAGUUAAACAUACCCAUCAAAAUAAAGAAGAAAAACAUAAAGUCUCAAUAAAAAUAAAAUCUACAAAAACAAAAGAAAUCCACAGACAAAGGGAACUCAGCAUAGGAGAGUAAGAGGAACAAAGAAAACAGCACCACAAAAAAGAAAAAUAAAAAAAAGGCACUACAAAAUGACAUCAAUAAACUCACACCUAUCAGUAAUUACACAAAAUGGAAAUGGGCUAAAUGCACUCAUAAAGAGACAGAGUGACAGAAUGGAUUAAAAAACAGGAUCUAUCAAUAUGCUGUCUACAAGAGACACACCUUAGAAACAAAGAUGCAAAUGUAUUAAAAAUCAAAGGAUGGAAAAAAAACAUGUCAAGCAAAUAACUACCAAAAAAGAGCAGUAGUGGCACUACUAAUCUCAGAUAAAAUAGACUUUAAAAAAAAUCUACCAUAAAAGACAAAGAAAGGCACUAUAUAACAAUUAAAGGGACAAUCCCUCAUGAAGACUUAACCAUAAUAGACAUCUAAGAAUCCAAUGAAAGGGCUCCAAAAUACAUAAAACAAACUCUAACAGCACUGAAAAGAGAAAUAGACAGUUCCGCAAUAAUAGUUGGAGACUUCAACACACCACUCUCAGUAAAGGACAGAACAUCUAGAAAGAAGCUCAACAAAGAUACAGAAGAGCUAAAGAACACAAUCAGCCAACUUGAUCUCAUAGGCAUAUAUAGAACACUCCACCCAACAAGCUGCAAAGCACACAUUCUUGUCCAACGCACAUGGAACAUUCUCCAGAAUAGACCACAUCUUAGGCCACAGAGCAACCCUCAACAAAAUCCAAAACAUUGGGAUAAUACAAAGUAUCUUCUCUGACCAAAAUGCCAUCAAAGUAGAAAUUAACAAGAGGAAGAGUAAGUGAAAAAAAUCAAUUACAUGGAAACUGAAUAACACCCUGCUUAAAAAACCACCAAUAAUAGAAGAAAUUGGAGAUCCUAGAAUCCUAGAAUCAAACAAGAAUGAAAACACAUCAUACCAAAACCUUUGGGACACAGCAAAGGCAGUCCUCAGAGGUCAAUAUAUAGCAAUAGAGGCACACAUCGAAAAAGAAGAAAGGGACAAAAUCAAAACAUUAGCUACACAACUUGAACAAAUAGGAAGAGAACAGCAAAAUUAGCCCACGGCCACCAGAAUAAAGGAAAUAAUAAAGAUCAGAGCAGAAUAAAUGAAAUAGAGAAUAGAAAAACAAUAGAAAGAAUCAACAAAACCAAAAGUUAGUUCUUUGAAAGGAUCAACAAAAUCGACAAACCACUGGCCAAACUGACAAAAGAAAAACAGGAGAGGAUGCAAAUAGCCUAAAUAAGAAAUGAAAUGGGGGACAUUACAGCAGACCCAACUGAAAUAAAAAGGAUCAUAACAGAGUAUUAUGAAAAACUAUGCUCCAACAAAUUUGAAAACCUAGAGGAAAUGGAGAAAUUUCUAGAAACACACUACCUUCCCAAACUAACACAAAAUGAUGUUGAAAAUCUGAACAAACUCAUAAUGAGAGGGGAUCAAAAAGGUAAUAAAAAAAAAACUCUCAGCAAAAAAAAGCCCUGGCCCAGAUGGCUUUACUGGAGAAUUCUACCAAACAUUGAGAGAAGAGCUUACACCAGUACUACUCAAACUAUUUCAGAAUAUAGAAAAGGAAGGGAUACUUCCAAAUUCAUUCUAUGAAGCCAGCAUAACCCUGACACCAAAAUGAGUCAAAGACACCACAAAAAAAUAAAAUUCCAGACCAAUAUCUCUCAUGAAUAUAGAUGCAAAAAUUCUCAACAAAAUUCUAGCCAUAGAAUUCAGCAGCAUAUCAAAAAAAUAAUUAUAAUACACUAUGUCCAAGUAGGAUUAAUACCAGGUAUGCAAGGAUGGCUCAACAUUAGGAAAUCAAUCAACAUAACCCACCACAUAAAUAAAAAGAAAGAAAAGAAUCACAUUAUCAUCUCGAUCAAUGCAAAAAAGGCAUUUGACAAAGUUCAACACCCAUUCCUGAUAAAAACUCUCAAUAAAAUAGGUAUAGAAGGAAAAUUUCUCAACAUAAUAAAGGGCAUAUAUGCAAAACCAAAGGCCAACAUCAUUUUUAAUGGAGAGAGGCUGAAAACAUUCCCCCUGAGAACAAGAACAAGACAAUGAUGCCCUUUAUCACCACUCCUAUUUAACACUGUGUUGGAAGUCCUAGCUAGAGUGAUAAGGCCAGAAACAGAAAUAAAGGGCAUCCAAAUUGGUAAUGAAGAAGUUAAACUGUCCCUAUUUGCAGAUGAUAUACUAUACAAAGAAAACCCAAAAGACUCUACCAGAAAAUUAUUGGAGCUAAUAGAAAAGUCAGCAGAUUAGAAGGAUACAAGAUAAACACGAAAAUCAGCUGGAUUCCUAUAUACCAAUAAAGAGAACAAUGAAAAGGAAAUCAGGAAAACAAUACCAUUUAUAAUAGCCCCUAAAAAAAUAAAAAUCUAACCAGGGAUGUAAAAGAUCUAUACAAAGAAAACUACAAAACAUUACUGGAAGAAACCAAAAGAGACGUACAUAAAUGGAAAACAUACCAUGUUCAUGGAUAGGUAGACUCAACAUUGUGAAAAUGACAAUUCUACCCAAAACGAUUUACAAAUACAAUGCAAUACUGAUCCAAAUACCAACAACAUUCUCUGAAGAGAUGGAAAAACCUAUCAUUAACUUUAUAUGGAAAGGGAAGAAGCCCCAGAUAAGUAAAGCACUAUUGAAGAAGAAGAAGAAAGUAGGAGGACUCUCACUGCCUGACCUCAGAACCCACUAUACAGCUACGUAGUCAAAACAGCCUGGUACUGGUACAACAACAGAUGCAUUGACCAAUGGAACAGAACUGAGAACCCAAAUGUAAAUCCAUCCACCUAUGGUCACCUAAUCUUCGACGAGGGCCCAAAAUCCAUCGAUGGGGAAAAGAUGGUCUUUUUAACAAAUGGUGCUGGCAAAACUGGAUGUCCAUCUGCAAAAAAAGUGAAAACAGGACCCAUACCUCACACCAUAUACAAAAACUAACUCAAAAUGGACCUAAAUAUAAAGCCAAAAACCAUGCAGUUCAUAGAAGAAAAAAUAGGAUCAAUGCUAGAGGCCCUAAUACACAGCAUUAACAAGAUACAAACCACAACCAACAACACACAAGCUCCAGAAGAUAAGCUAGAUAACUGGAAUCUUCUAAAAAUUAAACUCCUAUGCUCAUCCAAAGAUUUCACCAAAAAGGCAAAAAGAGAACCGACAGACUGGGAAAAAUUUUUUGGCUAUUACAAAUCAGACAAAGGUCUAAUCUCUAAAAUAUACAAGAAAAUCCAGCACCUCUACAACAAAAAGACAAAUAAUCCAAUUAAAAAAUGGGCAAAUGAAAUGGACACUUCACCAAAGAAGACAUUCAAGCGGCCAACGGACACAUGAGGAAAUGCUCACAAUCUCUAGCCAUUAAAGAAAUGCAAAUCAAAACCACAACGUGACACCAUCCUACACUGGCAUUACUAGCACAAAUCAAUAAAACAAGAAAUAACAAAUGUUGGAGAGGCUGUGGGGAGAUCCGAACUCUUAUGCAUUACUGGUGGGAAUGAAAAAUGAUAAAACCAUUUUGGAAAACAAUAUGGUGCUUCCUUAUAAAGCUAGAAAUAGAAAUACUAUAUGAUCCAGCAAUCCCACUCCUAAAGAAAUAAGGGUUGUCACACGUACAGACAUAUGCACACCCAUGUUCACUGCAGCAUUGUUCAUAAUAGCAAAAAAUGGAAACAACCUAGAUGAAACAGAUGAAUGGAUAAACAAACUAUGGUACAUACAGAAUGGAGUAUUGUCCAACGAUAAAGAACAAAGAUAAAUCUGUGAAGCAUCUCAUAACAUGGAUGAAUCUGGAGGGCAUUAUGUUGAGUGAAAUAAGUCAAUCACAAAAGUACAAAUAUUGUAUGAGAUCACUACUGUAAAUACUCAUGAAAAGGUUUACAUACAAAAAGAAACAAUCUUUGAUGG